Molecule: messenger RNA, 5626 nt
Organism: Lymnaea stagnalis (great pond snail)
Lineage: Eukaryota; Metazoa; Mollusca; Gastropoda; Lymnaeidae
Source: the annotation of a GenBank genome assembly
UGUAAAACAGGGUUUCAUUAAUAUCACGUUUUCAACAGGCGUCAUCAUUCAAACAGAUCUUGUCUAACUACAUCUCAUGAAUGAUUGGGGCUCGUCUUUAGACAUCCAUUCUUCUUUGUUGAACAUCAGCUUUUCUUACUAGAGUAUUUAAAGGAAGUCGUGAAAGUCGUUUAGACUCGCCGCUAAUAAAAACAGCUAUCUUCAAAUGCAUCUAGGCCAGUCGCUUGAUUGGCUAAAAGUUACCGGACGACCUAAAUCAGUGAUCUGGAACAUCGUUGACUCUAAGAGGGUGACCUAGAUUUAAGAUUGUCAUACGUGUUAGUCUGACCCAGGUGCACAGUAUGGGAUAGCUACAUUCAUUUUCAUUCAUUAAGACAUUUUCAAGAAAGAAUAUACUCUAUAUGUCAAUCUUUGGGUAAGAAGAAACAGGUUGGAACUCACUGGGGUUGAAGGAAGGUGAGCUUCAGAUUAACAUCUUUAUUUAUAUUAAUGAGACACCGUGAAUUAUUAUUAUUAUUAUUAUGAGACCUUAAUGAGAUACACGGUGUCUCAUUAAUUUACUUAAAAUCUUUAUCGCGGUCCGCCCCUCUCAUAAUUAGUUAAUAUUUAUAUUAAAACAUUUAGAAAAUAAUCGUUCCUAGAAAUCAGUUUUCUCUGUUCCCAUUGCUGUCUUAAAUUAAUUUCCUAUAGUUUUUUUAAUCCCCAAUCACAUUCGAUCAAGUGUCUUAAGCCACCAAACACCAACAAGAAAUGGCGAAGAGACAACUUGGUCCUGGCAAGGGAGCCUUGAAUCCCGAAGAUGCGAUACGUCUACAGAAAAAUGCAGCAUUUAUUGAAAGCCACGUCGACGGCAAGAACCUCACGUCGUCUCUCCUUAACGACUCGGUGAGUACGUUUGUUGUCAGGCAAGUUAACCUUAGCGUUAUAAGCAAUUAACAACUUAGUUUCCUCAUGUUUCUGAGAUGUGUUCGUUAUCAUAAACGCACUUGUAUUGUGUUUAAAGCCUGAUACACAUACCAGAGUAACAACAUACUUAACACAUUGACAGCACAUGCGGCAAUUUAGCUACCCAUGACUGAGUCGCUAUACAUGUCAGAAUCGCUAUACAUACGAAAAAUCACUACACAAUUGACAUAAUCACUAUACAUAUGACAGAAUCACCAGACAUAUGACAAAAUCUCAAUACACAUAACAGAGCGAUUAAUCAGUUUACUCCAAAUUGCAGUUUUAUAUUUCAAUCUCGUCUAUUCCCAUAACGUGUACAACUAAUAUUUAAAAUAUGACUUUUACGCCCAACUCAAGCUGAAAUCAUCUCAGUCAUGGUAAAGUUAUGGGGCACAUCAGUUAUAAACAUAUUAUCUAAUCAUUGUAAAGUAAUUAGUCAUCUCAACUGUACACAUAUUAUCUAAUCAAUUGAACGUAAUGGGGCAUCGCAAUUAUAAUCAUAUUAUCUAAACAUUGUAAAGUAAUUUGGCAUCUAAAAUAUACACAGAUGAUCUAAUCAUUGUAAAGUAAUGGGGCACCUAAAUUAUAAACAGAUUAUCAAAUCAUUGUAAAAUAAUGGGUCACCUUAAUUGUACAUAGAUUAUCUAAUUCUAGUGAACUAAUGUUGUACCUCACUCGAACCUAGAUUAUCUAAGCUUGUUUAACACAUGUGUGACCCCCACUUGUAAGCAUAUCAUCUAAUCACAGUGAACUAAUGUACCUCACACCUAACCAGAUUAUCGACCAGGCUGAUGUGGACUUGGUGUCUGCUGGAAAGACAGGUCUACAGCGCUCCAGGACCUUGCUCAAUAUCUUAGGAAAGCGCGGUCCGAGGGCUUACCAAGGAUUUUUGCGAGCUUUGCGUUCUAAUGGCUACGGAGAUGUUACCAGUGUCAUUGAGGAUAAAGAAGGUAAGCAGAGCGUUCUAAUGGCUACGGAGAUAUUACCAAUGUCAUUGAGGAUAAAGAAGGUAAGCAGAGCGUUCUAAUGGCUACGGAGAUGUUACCAAUGUCAUUGAGGAUAAAGAAGGUAAGCAGAGCGUUCUAAUGGCUACGGAGAUAUUACCAAUGUCAUUGAGGAUAAAGAAGGUAAGCAGAGCGUUCUAAUGGCUACGGAGAUGUUACCAAUGUCAUUGAGGAUAAAGAAGGUAAGCAGAGCGUUCUAAUGGCUACGGAGAUAUUACCAAUGUCAUUGAGGAUAAAGAAGGUAAGCAGAGCGUUCUAAUGGCUACGGAGAUGUUACCAAUGUCAUUGAGGAUAAAGAAGGUAAGCAGUGCGUUCUAAUGGCUACGGAGAUGUUACCAAUGUCAUUGAGGAUAAAGAAGGUAAGCAGUGCGUUCUAAUGGCUACGGAGAUGUUACCAAUGUCAUUGGGGAUAAAGAAGGUAAGCAGUGCGUUCUAAUGGCUACGGAGAUGUUACCAAUGUCAUUGAGGAUAAAGAAGGUAAGCAGUGCGUUCUAAUGGCUACGGAGAUGUUACCAAUGUCAUUGAGGAUAAAGAAGGUAAGCAGUGCGUUCUAAUGGCUACGGAGAUGUUACCAAUGUCAUUGAGGAUAAAGAAGGUAAGCAGUGCGUUCUAAUGGCUACGGAGAUGUUACCAAUGUCAUUGAGGAUAAAGAAGGUAAGCAGUGCGUUCUAAUGGCUACGGAGAUGUUACCAAUGUCAUUGAGGAUAAAGAAGGUAAGCAGUGCGUUCUAAUGGCUACGGAGAUGUUACCAAUGUCAUUGAGGAUAAAGAAGGUAAGCAGUGCGUUCUAAUGGCUACUUAGAUGUUACCAAUGUCAUUGAGGAUAAAGAAGGUAAGCAGUGCGUUCUAAUGGCUACGGAGAUAUUACCAAUGUCAUUGAGGAUAAAGAAGGUAAGCAGUGCGUUCUAAUGGCUACGGAGAUGUUACCAAUGUCAUUGAGGAUAAAGAAGAUAAGCAGUGCGUUCUAAUGGCUACGGAAAUAUUACCAAUGUCAUUGAGGAUAAAGAAGGUAAGCAGUGCGUUCUAAUGGCUACGGAGAUGUUACCAAUGUCAUUGAGGAUAAAGAAGGUAAGCACGGACACCCAGAAAGUUAAGAGCUGACACAAUUUAUACACUGAGAGGAUUGAAUAUAAUUUUUUUUUUAAAUUUGAUAAUCUUACGUCCACGUCCAGACUACACAGAGUCGGGUGACACGAUUAUCGGCCUCGAUAAACGGCAAUUUCUGAAAAAUGUUACAUUUCGAAUGUGUCAAUAAAAAUGCUCUUCACAGACGUCAUCACAUGUUGAUAUAAAGGCCCCAAAGCUAAGACAGGUUGACCCGACUAGUACAGUUGGGGUGUGGCUAAUGUGGUGUGUGUGGUUGAUGUGUUGUUGGGGUGUGUUGUUGGGGUGUGUUGUUGGGAUGUGUUGUUGGGGUGUUGUUGGUGUGUUGUUGGUGUGUGGUUGGUGUGUUGUUCGGGUGUGUUGUUCGGGUGUUUUGUUCGGGUGUGUUGUUGGUGUGUUGUUCGGGUGUGUUGUUCGAGGGUGGUGUUGGUGUGUUGUGGGUGUGUGGUUGGUGUGUGGUUGGUGUGUUGUUGGUGUGUGGUUGGUGUGUGGCUGGGCUGUGUUGUUGGUGUGUUUUGUUGGUGUGUGGUUGGUGUUAGUUUGUUGUGUGGCUGGUGUGUGGUCGGUGUGUUGUUGGGAUGUGUUGUUGGUGUGUUGUCGGUGUGUUGUUGGUGUGUUGUUGGGUUUUGGUUGUUGUGUUGUUGGUGUGUUGUUGGUGUGUUGUUGGUGUGUUGUUGGGGUGUGUUGUUGGGGUGUGUUGUUGGGUUGUGUUGUUCGGGUGUGUUCUUUGGGUGUGUUGUUGGUGUGUUGUUGGUGUGUUGUUGGUGUGUGGUUGGUGUGUGGUUGGUGUGUAGUUGGUGUGUUGUGGGUGUGUGGUUGGUGUGUUAUUCGGGUGUGUUGUUGGUGUGUUGUUUGUGUGUGGUUGGUGUGUUGUUGGUGUGUUGUUGGUGUGUUGUUGGUGUGUUGUUGGUGUGUGGUUGGUGUGUGGUUGGGGUGUGUUGUUGGUGUGUUUUGUUGGUGUUAGGUUGUUGUGUGGUUGGUGUGUGGUUGGUGUGUGGUUGGUGUGUUGUUGGUGUGUUGUCGGUGUGUUGUUGGUGUAUUGUUGGGUUUUGGUUGGUGUGUUGUAGGGUUGCUGUUGGUGUGUUGUUGGGGUGUGUCGUUGGGGUGUGUUUUUGUGUGUAUAUUUAAUAUUUUUUUAAACGUUUACCGAUAUAUUUGACUCUCCGUUUAAAUAAGUGUGUACAAUGAUUUCAGCUGUUUCGGAAGGCCUGACAGAAGCCAAUGAGGAAGAGAUCGUGAAGCCAGCACAUGCAGAAAAGAGGCAAGUGAUCUAAGUGUUCGCUACUUUAAAUAAAAUGUGCAACCCUCUAGUUUAACAUUAACUAUUUAAAAUGAAACAGUUUGGGUGAGAUUUCGUCUAAACCGAUUGUUCUCAAUGGAGACGGUUUAUAAGAGGGAGGGGCCAAGUCUUGGUAGAUUUUAGGGGGCACUGGGGCUCUAAUGGGGGGCGUUGGCGGAUUAUAUUGGAAAUUAUUAUGUUUGACAUAUAUUAGCAUUAUAAUUCAAAAGGUGGAUUAGAACCUAAGUUUGGUAUUCAUUGUCAGUAACAAAGAGACGUUGACGGUCUGUGUUCCAUUCAAAUCACUGUAUUUGGUUUAUGUGUCAGCCUAGUGUCAGGCUGUUAACGUGGGGUUGCCCUGCUUUGUUCACGACGACUCUAUCAUGUAAAUGAAGUUUCUGCUGAGAGACCUCAAACCAAGCAUUGAAAUAUAAUCAAACGCUACAGUUACUAACUCCAUGCUUCCAUCACAUUAAAAAUAUUGAACAGUGAAGACGUUAGAAAUCUAAAAAUCAAUGAUCAUAAAUAAGGAUACAACAUUUGAAUUUUGAUUAAUUUUUCAAAUAUAUGUCACAAUAUCCUAUUGCCUUUAUCUCUAUCCUCUAUCUUCAAUAGAGAGUCACAAAUAAUUUAGUCUGAGAAUGCUUUUAAUUGGGCUCGAGAGGGGGCGAUCACUGCGAGUUUAUGGACCCAAAGGGAGCAAAGUCAGGGAAAAAGUUUGCGAACCACUGGUCUAAAGACUAAACGCUUAAAAUUAAAAGCCAUGUACGCACGGGAUUUUUAAAAAGUGAAGCCAUGGGUCUAUUUGAAAUGAAAUGCUUAAUAUUGAAAAACGCUUUUGAUUUAAUGGGCCAGGAAUACAUUUUAGCCGUUUCUAUUCUGCUGUUAUUCCUAACUAGAUCUCAUUGAGUAUGCCAUGGUUUUUCCGAGCGCAGUCUGGAAAAAUAAUUUUGGUAACAUUCUACACGCUUAUUCAAGCCUCAAUAUAUUUUUUUUUAAAAUUUGAAUAAAAUUGUAAAUUUUUCAUAAAAUGUCUUCCCUAAUUGGAUAUGGAAAAGAGAGAUCUCUUAGUAAUAGUUUUUUGUGCGGUGAUUUCUUGGUAUUUUCAGCUUUGCGGCUUGGCCAUUCCCCACGUAGCCCGUUCUCUCAUCGGAUGACACUGUGACGUAUUCGACAGCUUGAUAACGUUUGCUUCCUGUCCAGGGUAUGCGGAAUUAAAUAUGAAGCUCUCUUAGCAGACGACUACGACAUAUUUCGGAUAUGACGUCACUUUGUCAAUAAAGAUCUCGUACAUG